Molecule: messenger RNA, 2660 nt
Organism: Anolis sagrei ordinatus
Lineage: Eukaryota; Metazoa; Chordata; Lepidosauria; Squamata; Anolidae
Gene: RAD54B
Product: RAD54 homolog B
Biological process (GO): double-strand break repair via homologous recombination; reciprocal meiotic recombination
Cellular component (GO): nucleus
Molecular function (GO): DNA translocase activity; ATP binding; ATP-dependent chromatin remodeler activity
Source: RefSeq, a predicted model, not a curated record
AAAAUUUUUCCUCUAAACAUAAUGAAAGGGAGAAUGGUCAUUUGGAAAUCAACAUAGAACCAGCAGAUGCAACUAAACAAGCUCCAGUGACAACAGAAGUCCCAGGGCUCCAAAAAGAGCAGAGUUGCCUUGCAAAAUACUUCAGUGUUGUGUGGUGCAAGGCUUCAAAGAAAAAACACAAGAAGUGGGAAGGUGAUGCUGUUCUUAUUGCGAAGGGCAAGUCAGUGACCUUGAAGGACCUGGAAGGCAAGGACAUUGGAAGAGGCAGUGGAUACAAAGUCAAAGACUUGGAAGAUCUUGGUGAAGGUCAAACUCUGAUGAUUGGAGGCAAAGAAAUUGAAGUGAUGGGAAUAAUUCUGGAAGAGGACUUCAGAAGUGGCAAGUGUUUUCAGUCUGGUGUAAGAAGCACAGAGCAUGCUUGGACUUUGCCACAAGCUCCUUUGAAGCCUUUCAGUAACCCAUUCAGAAAUGUCAGCAAAGCCAACAGUAAAGGAAAUUCACUUCCAGGCUCUCAGAACUGUAAACCACGUCAUGAUCCGAGUGCACCAGAUUCCCUUGUUAUGCCACGUCCAUUUCCUCAACACCAGCGGAUGUUCAAUAAGCACGGUUUGCCUGUUGUGGAUGUUGUUGUUGACCCUUACCUUGUGAAUCAUCUUCGUCCGCAUCAGCGAGAAGGAAUUACAUUUCUUUAUGAAUGCGUGAUGGGAAUGAGAGUCAGCAGUAGAUUUGGAGCUAUUCUUGCAGAUGAAAUGGGUUUAGGAAAAACCCUGCAGUGCAUUUCUCUCAUCUGGACUCUCCUGCGUCAAGGACCGUAUGGAUGCAAACCUAUAUUAAAACAGGCAUUAAUAGUCACCCCUGGGAGCCUGGUGAAGAACUGGGGGAAGGAAUUCCAGAAAUGGUUGGGUAAUGAAAGAAUCAAGGUGUUCUUGGUUGAUCAGGAUCACAAAGUGGAAGAGUUCAUCAACUCGCCUCUUUAUUCUGUCCUGGUCAUUAGUUAUGAGAUGCUUUUACGGUCUUUGGACCAAAUUCAGAAGACAGACUUCAGUCUGAUCAUCUGUGAUGAGGGGCAUCGCUUGAAAAACAGUGCGAUUAAGACAAACAAUGCCCUCGUCAGCCUGUCUUGUGAGAAGAAAAUCAUCCUGACUGGUACACCAGUACAAAAUGAUCUGCAAGAAUUUUAUACGUUAAUAGAGUAUGUAAAUCCUGGAAUACUUGGUUCAUUAUCUUCAUACAAAAAAGUAUUUGAGGAACCUAUUAUCAGAUCCCGAGAGCCUUCAGCUACUAAGGAGGAAAUUGAAUUGGGAGAGCGAAGGGCAGCAGAACUCACACGCUUAACAGGAUUCUUCAUUCUUAGAAGGACCCAUGAAGUCAUAAACAAAUUCCUCCCUCCUAAAAAGGAGAGCAUAGUUUUCUGCCGUCCAACAGCAUUGCAGCUGGAUCUCUACCGAAAACUGCUGUGUUCUCAGGUUGUGAGAUAUUGUUUACAAGGCAGUCUGGAAAACAGCCCGCACUUAAUAUGCAUCGGGGCUUUAAAAAAACUGUGCAACCACCCCUGUCUUAUUUUCAAAGCCAUAAAGGAGAAAGAAUGUGAUUCUACUAGUGAUCGGCAAGAGAAACAGAAUCCCUAUGAAGGGUUGCUGGAUGUCUUUUCUCAAGAAUAUUCCCUGACUUCUUUUUCUGAGACUGACUCUGGGAAACUGAUAGUGCUGGUGCAGCUGCUAAGAGCAAUUCAUGACCUCAGUCCUUCAGAAAGAGUUGUGGUGGUGUCUAAUUACACACAGACACUGAAUAUAUUACAAGAGGUAUGCAAACGUUAUGGAUAUUCCUAUACAAGACUUGACGGCAGCACUCCUGUUUCCCAGAGACAGCAGAUUGUUGAUAGUUUUAAUAACAAAAUCCACCCAGCUUUUAUCUUCUUGCUAAGUUCAAAGGCCGGCGGUGUGGGUCUGAACCUUGUUGGAGCAUCACAUUUAAUCUUAUACGACAUCGAUUGGAAUCCUGCCACUGAUAUUCAGGCAAUGGCCAGAGUGUGGAGAGAUGGACAGAGGCACACGGUGCAUAUUUACAGACUGCUAACUACAGGCACAAUUGAAGAAAAAAUCUAUCAGAGGCAGAUCAGUAAGCAAGGUCUCUCUGGGGCCGUGGUUGACUUUUCAAAGGGAUCUGAGCACAUCCGUUUUUCAGUAGAAGAACUUAGAAACCUCUUUAUACUGCAUGAAGAUUCCAACUGCGUUACUCACGAUCUGCUGGAAUGUACAUGCGUGGGAAGGAAAGAUGAUCAAGGUGCUUCCAAGAAUCUUUCCAUACAACAGGAUUGCCAGCUUCCUCAAACCAAUAUGAAAUCUGUUUCCAAAAAAACUAUAUCUAUGUCACAGUUGAUGCAGUGGAAACACUUCUCCAUGGACCAUGGAAAUCUUCCUGAUCCCUUUCUGGAAAGAAUAAAAGAAAAUGUUACAUUUGUUUUCCAAAGUCUGACCAACUAGAGGAUGCUCCUAUGUAGAGCAAAUGCAGCAUCCCACUUUUGUUCACUAUUAUCCCUAAUUUUGCUUUUUAAACUCAGAUGGCAUUAAUAAGAUGCUUAUAACUCUUACCAAUAAGAAGAUUAUUGGUGUAUUAAAGGCCAUAAAAUGAGGUUUAAAUUGUAUAUUUUCAGUCCUAAA